AUGACGGAUUUAUGCAGUGAAUGUAAAUUAGUUAUAACAGCUUUGGAUUCGGUUUCCUGCGACAGUUGCUCCCGAUUGUUCCACAAGAAGGUAUGCUCAGGACUCAAUGCUUCAGAAAUUAAAGUAAUGGAACUGAAGGGUGCUCGUCAGUUGAAAUUUUUUUGCCCAGAGUGCCAAAGUGGGAUGAAAAUGGUACCAACGCUAAUAAAGGCUGUGGAGGAACUACGGCAAGAGAUUGAUGAUCUUAAAAAGACCCCCGUGAUGCAAACUCCACCCAACAUACCUGUCCCCUCCAACACUCCAGUAUUAAACUACAAUGAGGCAGAUAUUUUUGUGGAACUACAGGAGCGCCAAAAUCGUGCCAACAAUUUGAUGAUAUUUAAUGUUCCUGAAGGAAAUAAUUCUGAACCGGAUUCUGAUCAAGUCAAAAAACUUAUUUCCAUUUUGUCAGAUACAAACUCUCCUCAACCUCGUGUACUUCAAACCUUGAGAAUGGGUAAGCCUAAUAAAAAUAACUUCAGAGCUUCAAGAUUGACCUUAGAAUCACCAGCUGAAGUUCAAAAGUUGAUUAAGUGUGGUCACAAACUUAAAGAUGAAAAAGUGUUCAUAAGCUUUGACUUGACCGCCAAAGAAAGAGAAAGGCAUAAAUUGUUACAAACUGAAUUUCGAACACGUAAAGCUAAUGGAGAGAAUGUAGUCAUAAGAUAUCAAAACCGUAUUCCGAGCAUUGCUUUGGGAAAAAACACGAAGUAG
Molecule: messenger RNA, 753 nt
Organism: Ceutorhynchus assimilis (cabbage seed weevil)
Lineage: Eukaryota; Metazoa; Arthropoda; Insecta; Coleoptera; Curculionidae
Source: the annotation of a GenBank genome assembly